GAUGCCACUGCUAAAACCAGUUCCUCCUGAUGUUCCUUAGAAGAAGGUGGCCUCACUUACAGCUCUGCGUUCUUCAUCUUCACCCAGACAUUCAGAAGGACUUGAUCUCCUCUCAUAAGGACCUUCUGCCUGACCAGAAGUCAAGACAAGCAGAACGAAGGUAAAUGUGUUUAUACAUGUGACAGAUUUCCAUUUUGUGAAGCUGUAGAGAACAGGGGACUCUCAGACAUCGCUGCCAGAUUGCGUUGGAGUUUGUGAGGUCGGGGAUGAUUUGUUGAUGGAGGCCUGGGGUUCGUUAGAGUCGCCGUCCUCCUUGGCAGGUGUUUCCUUGGACUUUGAGCAGAGAUGGGAGACUGGAGUCUUCUUGGGAAUUUCCUUGAAGAGGUCCAGGAGCACUCCACUUCGGUCGGGAAGGUUUGGCUCACCAUCCUGUUCAUCUUCCGCAUCCUGGUGCUGGGCACGGCGGCGGAGUCCUCCUGGGGCGACGAGCAGAGCGACUUCAUGUGCGACACCCAACAGCCCGGUUGCACCAAUGUCUGCUACGACAGCGCCUUCCCAAUUGCCCACAUCCGCUAUUGGGUGUUGCAGAUCGUGUUCGUCUCCACGCCCUCACUCAUCUACAUGGGCCAUGCCAUGCACACAGUGCGUAGGGAGGAGAAGAGGAAGAGGAUGGAGCAGGAGGAGAGGGAGGCCAAAGGAGACGACGGAGAAGACCUGCAGAAGGAGAAGGAGUUCCUCCAACAGAAAGAGAUGAGAGCUGAGGGGACAGGUCGUGUCCGCCUAAAAGGAGCCCUGCUCCACACUUACAUCCUGAGCAUCUUGAUCCGAACAGUGAUGGAGGUCACCUUCAUAGUGGUGCAGUAUCUCAUAUAUGGGAUAUUCCUCAAGGCGAUGUACCUCUGCACAACCUGGCCUUGUCCCAAUGCCGUGAACUGCUACAUGUCCCGGCCCACAGAGAAGAACAUCUUCAUCGUCUUCAUGCUGGUGGUGUCCGGCGUGUCUCUUCUGCUGUCCGUGUUGGAACUCUACCACCUCGGCUGGAAGAGCGUCAAGCAGUGCGUACGCAAGAAGACGUUACAGAAGAGCAACCACAGAGCCGUGACUGUGGCCGUGUCCACAGGGUUGGAAUCCAACAAACACCAACAACCUUCCGCCUCUUGCACCCCGCCCCCGGAUUUCAAUCACUGCCUGACCACGCCGAGAUCCAUGAACCCCAUGACCUCCAUUGCCUCUCAUCCGUUCAACACUAGGAUGGCACUGCAGCAGAACUCGGCCAACCUGGCAACCGAGCGGCACCACAGCUGUGACAACUUGGAUGAGGAGGACUUUCUGAGAAUCAGAUACGAGCAGCUGCCUGCAGAGCUUCCCAACGGCUGCUCGCCACUGCCGCUGCUGCAUUCAGGCUUCCUGAAGGACAAACGGCGCCUGAGCAGGACCAGCGGCACCAGCAGCCGGGCGCGGCAAGACGACCUGGCAGUGUAGGUCCAUUAUGGGCCAGAGAGUGAGGAUAGAACUGUCACUUACAAACACAGCUCUAACAACUUGCAAAAGUAUAAACAAAUUAGACAUUUUUCACAAUUUGCUACAUUACAACCAGAAACUUUAAACAUAUUUCAUUCAAUGUUUUUGUGAUGAACCAACACAAAGUGAGGCGUAAUUGCGAGGGAAAGGAAAAUAAUUCAUGAAAUCUUAAGUGUUGGUGUAUAUCUUCACCCACACCUGCUGCACACAUCUGGCAUCUAACAGCUUUCCAUAGAGGCUAGCAUAUUGUUCAUUGACCUUUGCAAAACAUCAAUCGUAUUGGACCGACGGGGCCUGUGAUCUUCAAAUUCAAGUAUUUUGAUGUAUAUCUUAAUUAUAUCAAGACGUAUGCAAUUCUAACACCUGAAAAGGCUGCUGGAAGAUGACAUUCUAACUCAGUUUCAAGAUUGUUAUUCAGCCUCUAACAGGUUUCAGGUACCUUCAUCAUGCAGAUACCUUCAUCCUGCAGAUACCUUCAUCUAUGCAUCAACUCUCAGCAGUAUAUUUUAUGGCAGCAUCAUCCUGACUUUUCCAUAAAGGGCACUUCAGUGCAGCACUUGGGACUCCGCAGCAUUCUCUGAUGUACCUGAUGACAUAUUCUACAUAUGAUCUCUGGGUACUCAUUAUGUGAAUUUCCUGGAUUUAUUUAGGGGUACAGGAGUAAAAUGCUGGUGAAAAAUAAAAACACUUCAGAUUUUUAAGUGUAAAAGAUUAUGAAAACCUUGAAUCCUUUUCCUUCAACGACAUGACUCUGUGCUCCUUUGUGUUGUUUAAGCUCAUGAAGUCCCUAUAAAACCUGUUGAAAUCUGUGUUUGUUACGUAGCAACAUGUGAAAAACAUCCAGGAGUAAUAAUAGCUUGGCAGAACACAGUGAAAGCCUGGCAGUUAUUCCUAAAAGACAAUCUGGUCCUGAUUUUCUGUGGGAACUUUCACAAAGGGGACAGCUGAUUGAAGAAAUCCCCCUUUGAAGACACACUGAAAUCUGUGAAAAGACUACAUAAACAUAGUAUACGAAUGCUGUCUGAAAGGAUGAGCAGGCGUGUUUCUGUGCUUGAAUAUAAAAAUGGAAAAUAAACUGCAAAAAGAGAUUAACACAAGCAGGGUAACAGGUGUGGUACCUGACCAUUGCACAUGCUUUCCUUUAUUUAGAACUCGUGGAAGGGGGGAAGGAUGCAAAAUUGUAUGUUUGUGAAGGAUGUGGGGUGUGUUUAUUCUUUUUUUUUCUAAUUAAAUAAUCAUAUGGAUCUCAGUUAUUUUCUAAAUUUCAUUUAUACCUUUGACUUAAAUAUAUCAUUUUAAUCACUCUUGAAUUGGGUAAUGUAAUUAAUAAAUCGAGAAAGAGUUAUAGCAUUAACUGUGAACAUUUUUUAUAUACAUAUUUGCAAAACAAAAUAAGUGCCUUGAAAAGUUAAGGAGGAUUUUCAUGUCUUCACUGCAAAUAGAUUUUUUUUUAUGUGUCCUCUACUAAAUCAAUUGCACUAUAUUUUUUGAUUUAAAACAAACAAUACUAACUUUUAAUUUGUGAAUGAAACCGUGAAAUAUUUCCUCUUUAUUAGCGAACGUGAUGUGAGAAUGUAGCUUCUUGUUUUGUCUAUUUAAAGUUAUUCAGAUUUAAUUUUGAAAGUUAUGGUCCUGCUGAUGUGAAGCGUAAUGAGCAGGUUUAGCCACUAGGUGGCGACAAUGCACUUGUAUUUUCAGACGGUGUCCUGGAUUUCUUGUUGUAAAUAGUCAUUCAAUGCAAAAUGUGUUUAAUUUUUUUUGUUCUUGAAUGCAUUGUGCUUCACAGUCUAGUUUUAUACUAUAUAGAGAAUAAUUGUGCAAAUAGAUAUAUUUACAAUCAGACAGUUAAACAUCAUGCAAAGGAAUUUAGUACAUUCUCUUCUGUUCUUUCACAUAGUCUGUAGUCCACAACAAAUCAAUAAACCAUCAUCCAUACA
This is a messenger RNA of Poeciliopsis prolifica (blackstripe livebearer), 3458 nucleotides long. It is a transcript of the gene gja5a, whose product is annotated as gap junction protein, alpha 5a. Gene Ontology annotation, biological process: cell communication. The transcript has 2 exons. Gene Ontology annotation, cellular component: connexin complex. The record is from RefSeq and is a predicted model, not a curated record. Bases 346 to 1482 code for a protein of 378 amino acids. NCBI's taxonomy places the organism in Eukaryota, Metazoa, Chordata, Actinopteri, Cyprinodontiformes, Poeciliidae.